AUGGAAUUUACAAAUAGCUUGACAGAACACCUUAAAAAUAUCGGAAUCCUCGACGAAAACGCGAGCCAAAACUUCUCAAAAUCAUACUAUGAUCAAAAGAAUAUUUCUGGUCAUGAUGAAUCUGAUAGCUUCGAAGACACAGCUAUAUUUACACUCACUUGUUAUUUUAAGAACCUGAGUUCCGACCAAGCGCAUGAAAUCAGCAAGAGAAUUUAUAAUAAUUGGCAAGAAGCAGAGGAAAUUAGAUUUUUGACCAAAAUUGAGAAGGUCAUUGGUAUUUAUCAGAGAAAUAAGAUUGCUUAUUUGAAGCAAUUCCUUCGAAAAUGGCUGAAUAAUGCCCAAGCUAUCCAGAUUGAGGAAAUAGCGAGCCAGAAUAGUAUAUUGAAAGAGGAAUUGAGUCAUCUUGGGAGUAUUAGGGGAGAUGAUACUUCAUCUCAUAUUCAUAUUGUUCCAGAAAGUGAAAAUAUCCCUAAUUAUAAACAUGGAGACAACCUUGAAUCCCCUAUAGCGACUAAAUCAAGAUCUGUUAUGGAUAUACUUUCUUCUAGAAAUUUGAGGAACCGUAGUAAAUCUGCGAAAAGGAAGAACAAAGAUACUAAAAUGACUCUUUCGGAGAUAGACGAGGAUUUUACCAGAGAUCCUCCUAAACCCCAUAAUCCUUUCCAGGAUUGCUCUUUUGACCGAAGUUCAAUGACUCAAAAGAUGGACUUCUCAAGAGAUCUAAGUCAGGAAAGAAAGACUCCAAUCUAUGAUAGACUGCAUGAAGAUGCAAAAAUAAAAGAAGCCAAGCAAAGAGAAUAUGAAAUUCUUAAAUAAAGAAGAGGAAGAACACAAAUGAACUUUUAAGCCUGCAAUAAGCAAAUCAGCAUCUCGACCAAGAGAUCGUAAAAGGUUCAGUAAGCUUGCAAUCUCUACUAAAAACGAGCGUGAAAGGAUGUACAAAAUCCGUAGAGAAUCCAAAGAAAUAGAAGGGUGCACUUUUCAGCCGAAUACUUCUUGAAGUAAGAUCUCUCUUAAGAAUUCAUGCUCUGACGUUGGAAAAAGUGUCUUCGAUAAGCUAUAUGAAGAAAAAGAGAGUAAACAAAAGUAUAUGCGGAACUUAAAGAUCGAAGAUGUUAACUCUAAGCAGUUUAGCUCCACUUAUAGCUUCACUAACAACUCUUUUGGUAGUAUCUCACAUCAGAACUCUGAUGGAGAGGUGUUUAAACGACUCUUCUCGGAACAUGAGGAGCUGAAGAGAAAAAGAGUUAAGAUGGAACUCAGUAAGAAGUUAGAAGAAGAGAACAAAUAUUCUUUUAAACCUGAAAGAGUAACCAAGCAAAAAGAUAAGGAGUUUGGUCUAGAUUACUCAGACGAGGAGCUUUCUAAAGAUCCAGCAUAUGUGUAUGAAAAGUUGUACAGAGAUGCCGAAAUUAAUGCUUAUAAGCUAAAUUCUCGCCAGAAAGCUGCUGAAAGAGAGAUUCAGGAAAGGUCUCAUUUCUCUUCUCUCAAUUAUCGUACAACAGAGAAUCGAGAUCCAAACUUUCAAGGACAAAGAUUUGAAAAGUUGUAUCAAGACCGGGACAAGAGCGUGAAUAGAUUAAAAGAAGUAACACAAAAAGUUAUGAAAGAAGAAGGAUGUAGCUUCAAACCCAGAACCAACAAAAAGUUCAAUAAUAACAUAAAAUCCGACAUUAUCUCACGAAACAAUGAAUUUAUCACUAAGAAACACGAAAAUCUCGAAAUAAAGACCUAUCAAAUCCAAAACGAGCACCAGUACCACCCCCGCUUAAUCUCCAACCAACACUACACCUCCAAACAACCCAGCCCCGUCGCUGACCGUCUCUACAACAAAGCGUCCGAAUACGAGAUGAAAAAGGAGCGUCUCCGAAGAGACCAAGUCGACCAGGAAUGAACCUUCAAGCCAAAAUUAGCUAAAAUGACCGACCAGAUCUUAAUAAGUAAAAGUAUAUUUAGUCAUCAUUAA
This is a messenger RNA of Moneuplotes crassus, 1966 nucleotides long. Lineage: Eukaryota; Ciliophora; Spirotrichea; Euplotida; Euplotidae. The record is from the annotation of a GenBank genome assembly.